This is a messenger RNA of Paramecium tetraurelia, 756 nucleotides long. RefSeq lists its product as uncharacterized. The record is from RefSeq and is a predicted model, not a curated record. NCBI's taxonomy places the organism in Eukaryota, Ciliophora, Oligohymenophorea, Peniculida, Parameciidae. The transcript has 3 exons.
AUGAAUAAGAAAUACAUAGAUAGGAUGAUUGAUCUUUAGGAAGACUUUGAUAAAUAGAUAACUGAAUAGAAACCUCUGAAUCUGGGCAAGUAAUCUUAUUAACAUUUAGACAUAGACCAUGCAGGAUCCCCAGGUUUCUCAGGUAAAAAUAAUAUCACCUUGCCAAUUAUGCAAGAAGGUGAUAAAAACUAACGAGGACCUAUCUGGAAGCAAUCUUCGAGUUUUGGUCUACUUUUUUAAAUACCUAAUGUCUCAUAUCAAAAUCUGUUAUUGUAUUAGUAGCAGGCAGCCUUAGUAAGAGUCAAUCAUACAGACUCAUAAGUUAUUGAUGCAUUUAACAAUUAGUUUUACUUACUGUAAAUGAGUAUUGAGUCCAAAAACUAUGAAAUGAAUUAAAAGAUCUUCUAUUUUGCCACUUAAGUUCCUCUCUAUUUCCUGUAUUUUAUUGAAUUAGAUAAGCCAGGUUUGAUUGAAUAAAUCAAAUAGGAUUAACUUAGCAUAGUAACCCAAGUAUUGCAAAUACAUAUAAUAUUCAACAAGGGAUUCGUAACCAAAUAUUAAGUAGCCUGUGAAUGGUUCGGAUUGAAUAAUUUCAGAAAAUCGCAGAUCAAAAAUUUCUUGUACAUUGAGUUAGCAAUUCUCAAUAGAGUAAUCUUUAAUAAUGGAGGAAGAUCCAAAUAAAAAUUAAUAAAUCUACAAGAUGAAUUUGCCUAUGUAUUGAGGACUAUUGAAUUCGAAUGUGGGAAUACAAUUUGA